AUGGAGAAGUGGGUCAAGCUGCCACUUCCUGACAGAAGCCAUCUCCUGCGUUGCAACUACUACCAAGACAAUAGCGUGAUUGCCAGAGAUGCUGAAGCAGUGAAGGAGACAGUGGAGUGGCACAUGUGUGGCUAUGCAAUUUGCUUUCAGAGGUUUUGUGAGAUUCUUGGAAGUAGUCAAAGAACAGUCCGCAGGCUGAUCAGUGGGCAGCCAGAUUUGAGAUUGUCUAAGUCGGGCUUUGGUAGCCAAUCCCGGGCGGCAGUGCAGACUGCCAAAUGUGACCAUUUUUUCCGGACACUCCAUGCGUCAGCUGCUGAGCCAAUGCCAGAGGAGGCCCAAAUGUACCCCAAGGCAAAACAACUGGGCAGUCAUUCAGGAGUUCAGGUGUCCAGGAGUUCAGGGGUUCAGAAGAGAGACAUGACCAGCAUUGAUGCAUGGGAGCAUUGGAGCUAUGACUGGCUCAGCAUGCCUCCAGCAGAUGUUCAAGCAGCAGAGAAGGCUCACUGUGGCACCUUGGGCUUGCCUAUAAGAUACAUUCAACAUCAAAGGUUGAUUGAUCUAUACUGGCAGUUUACAGCUGAAUGGGACAUUCAUGUUGAGAGAAAUCCAGGAGAUGGUGAGUGCCCUGCUUUCCAGACAUUUGCGAAGCGCUAUUACAGCCACUGGCGCUAUGUGCUGGUCAUGAGAAAGAUUUCUCAGCAUGGUCAAUGCAAAACCUGCUUUGACUUUCAUUCUGUGCUCAGGAGCCCAAAAGCUGAUUGGAGCACCAAGGCUAUACUGAUUGGCCUUCGCAAGUGGCAGACUCCAGAUGCCAUGCUUGAUCACAUCAAGGCAAAACUGGAACCAAGGGAUAUUUGGAACUGCUUCAAGCCUCGUGCUGGCAUUCCCACCCCUCAUUGCUUCAUGUGCAUGAAGGGCAAGAAUCUGCCAAGAAAGUAUGCAGUGAUGCUUGAGGAGCCAAAAGAGGAUGAGGCAGUCUACUGUUGCGUCAAAGGCUUUGUCCGUGACACUUGCUUGUUGCAGCCGCCUGUUUACCUUUCACCACCUGGACGACAUACUGCCAUUCGAGAAAGCCAGCCUGGCCAGCUCAUUGGCAAGAAAGAAAUGUCUGAGAGUGAGAUCCAGAGCUACAUCAAAUUAGCUCAGUUGUGCAAAACCAAGUUUGACAUGCCAGAAGCUGCGGAUGAGAAGUUGAAUCAGUGGUAUGGCAAGAUCUUUGCACAGCUGCAAGCUGACAUGAGUGACAGCAGUCUUGCUUCAGUGCAUGAGUGGAUGGAGAGAACUUUUCCAAACACAACUGCCAAGAACCAACUGAUGACAGAUUUUUCCAAUCUGGAGUCAGAAUGCCGAAAGAUUUUGGCAGCCCCAGACAAUGGAACAAUCACUUCUGAUGUUCCAGAAGUUCUGGUCCACAAUGAUGUGCCAGUCCGCUUCAAAAUCAGGUUGCACAACUUUGGCUUCUUGGAGGACUCACAGCUGAAGGGGCCAGUUCAGUCUUAUGCUGUGAGCCUUGGGUUGCAUGCAUGUUUGGCCAAGCAUGGGCAUGUCAAUAUCCAUGUUGCUAGCUUGUUCAGCAAGAUUCCAGGAUUGGUUCAGCUUAGGAGGGACAACAUCCAGAAGUUCAUGACCAAUCAGAAGGGCAACCAAACCAACAAAUACCCCCUGGAGAUCCUCUUUGACUAUGUUUGCAAGCUCAACCAGCAUCCAGUGAAGCCAGGUUCAGUGAUUCCGGCGUUCAGCAUCGCCAUGUUCAUUGGCAGCUCGACCAUCAUGUCAUCAUUCUUGCUGUGCAUCUAUGCUUGCAAGCUCAAGAUUAUUGACGCAGUGAAGGGCGACCUAAAGCUCGAGCGCGAGGUGGCUACAAGGUUGCUGAGUUGCUUGGUGAUUCACUGCACAGCUGUUACUGCCACCAAUCAUGAUCAGGCAAUGCUGAAUGCAUUUGCCCAGAAGCGGGAGGCUUUGACGACUCGAGAUGCGCAUCUCCGCAGCAUCAUGGUGGAGCAGAACAAGUUGAGUGUCACUAAAGCCAAGAUCCACAGCAAUGAGAUGACAGCGAUCCUUUUGCUAGAUUCAGCUGGUCCAGGUUUUCAGAAGAUCAUUGCCAAGGCUCACAUGGCUGACCAGCCGCAGGACACUGCCUUUCCCCUCUCGCUCUUGAACAAAGACUUCCUGAAGAAGGAGGAUAACCCCCUGUGGCAUGCCAUCCAUGAGCACAGCUGGGACAAAGUCACUACUUGGGCUCAGCGUGUUUCAGGAAAAUGGGAUCACCGCAUGCAGCAAGCCCUGAAAGCUGGCCAGGCGUUGAGCUACAAGAAUGGUGCAGUGGCCGCCGACAUGCGUGACAGCGGCAAAGAGUUGAAUGUGUGGUACAUGGCACAAGCCAUGUGUUACUUUGAUGACCAUUUCCAAAAAGCUCUGAAGCCAGACAGAUUUGACCAAGUCAAAUCAGAUUGGCUGGCUGGCAAGCUGGACACACAGAUUUUGCCAGCAGUCCUCGCCAAGAGAAAGGACUUCCAACCGCGCGACUUCCAGUUCGUCUUGCUGGAGCAACAGGAUGCCUUGUCUGGACUGAACUUCUUGAGUUUAGGCAGUUCAGAGAAGCAGGAAUCCCUCCAACGCUUGCACAAGCAACUGGGGCAAGAACAGAAAGCCUGGCGAGCCCACAUGGCAAAGGUCAAGGCGCAUGAGGACAGCUCCAUGGGUUCCUUCAACCGCCAAGUAUCUCGACAACAGGAGGCCUUGGAGGAGGCAUGGCAGGAGCAGAGCACAAAGUUCAUUCAGGUGUUCAGCUGUGCAGAUGUUGCUGGUGCAAUACUCCUGGUCAAUCAAGCAAAGGCCAUGAUUGCUGACGAGCAGCUGAAGGAUGCAAGUGGCAUCCCAUUGUAUGGCAAGGGAGACUCUGCUGGAGAUGAACGAAUUGCCAGCAUCGAGGACCACGUGAACAAUUUGUGGCAGCAGCUCAACGAUCCAUCCCACCGUCUUUCUGUGCGCAAAGUCAAUGCACUGUGGAACUCAGAGACCUUUUACUCCUCCGACAGAGAGUUGGGUUUUGAGGUAUGGCUUGUCCUUGCAGAGUCGACCAGGGAUGUGAGCAAAAGCACCCGCUCCUACAACAAUGUCUUUGGCAACAGCAGCCUUCUCAAGAGAGGUGCCUUCCCCUUCCUCCUCAAUGCGAUGGAAAGGAAAGAUUUUCAGAACUGGAAAGCCCCACUGGGGUUUGACCAGGGCAAAGUGGCCCAUGGACAGGACACAGCACAGUGGUUUUCAGGAGUUCAGGUGUUCUGUAGUUCAAUCACUGAGCUGUGCAAGGGGUCCAUUCUCCAGAAGGAUGAUUUCCUGCUGGUGGCCGACAUGCUGAUGUAUGACUCCGAGCCUGGCAAAGGGUGUGUGGAGCUGAACUGCGGGAGCAACAAAGAAGUCCCUCGCCUAGCCUUUGUUGGUGUGAAUGUCAUUGCAGAGAAUGUGAAAGAGGACCUGGCUUCAGUGGUCAAGGUGAAGAUCCGCAGCAAGAACUACCGCAUGCCCAGCACUGUAGCGAUCCCAGAGGUGGUGAAAUCAGAUGCUGCAGAUCCGGCACCCAAGUACAACCCUGAUGACUUCAAGCUGACUUACCCAAGAUCGAAUCUGCAGCUUCCCUUGCUCCAAAAGGUGGUCACGGAAGGGGAGUCGUUGCAGGUCAGCAUGCCUGACCCAGAGAAUCCUGCAGAGUUGCUGACUUUCCCAAAGCUGGUCAAGAUUCACAAUGAUGAGUUCAAUCCUUCAGGGCAGCCAUGGAACCCUGACCAAGGUCAAGGUGAAAAACGCAAGGCCGAGGGGGAGCCUGAGUGUGGUCCCAAAGUGGUGGUGGAAGCAGUUUCGCCUCCAGAUGGCUUGAUCCCUACAGGAGUGCAGGGUGCAGAUGGUGCCUUUCAGUUGUUUCUGGACCCCAAGGAAGCAAGCCUUUAUUUGCAUUGCGCCAAGGAUUCAGCAGUUGGUCCUGAUGAAAAGCCUUGGUUCUAUUGCAAAGGAUCUUUCAGAGCAGGCUCCCAGGCAGAUGCUGAAAUGAAGAAAGCAGGGGCGCAAUUCAUUGAUUCAGCUAUGACCAAAAGCACCAAGGUCCUUGUGCAACAGAUUGGUUCUGCAUUGGAAAUUCCACAACAGCCCACCCCAUUGGGGGCUGUGCUUGAAGCCUUUUCUAGCCUCCGCCAACCCGUUGGCCAAAUCUUCAAGCACAAGUGCACUGAUUCAGAGGUGAAGGCCACUGAAAGCAUUUGCUUUGUCUUGGAGAUCAAUACCAAGCCUGUGGCCCCCAACAAGCCCAUUGAGCCCAAUGUUUUGUCCACCUAUGUGGAGCUCUCCAAGCACAGUCACAUUGAGGCUGUUCAGAACUUGAAAUAUGAAGCCGAGCACCAGACCUUGAAGCAAGGCAUUCCAGCUGUUUUCCCGGCACACAGCUUCAACAUCGAGAAAGACAAGUACUACAAGUUGUGA
Molecule: messenger RNA, 4470 nt
Organism: Durusdinium trenchii
Lineage: Eukaryota; Dinophyceae; Suessiales; Symbiodiniaceae
Source: the annotation of a GenBank genome assembly